GGGGAAUAGAUUCAGAUAAAGAUAAAGAAGGUGAAAAUGAAUCAGAAGAAAAUACUUAUAAAUCCAUAUCUUCUGGUUUUUUAUUCUUGGGUGAUGAUGACGAUUUAGAAAAAGAUACAGAUGAUAAUGAGGAAGUUACGAAUAAUGAUGAGUAA
Ambispora leptoticha is the source of this 155-nucleotide messenger RNA. The record is from the annotation of a GenBank genome assembly. NCBI's taxonomy places the organism in Eukaryota, Fungi, Glomeromycota, Glomeromycetes, Archaeosporales, Ambisporaceae.